AUGCCACGAGAAGUCGAGCCCUCGCUGAACGAGCGUCAAUUCAUCCGCGAUGCCCUGUUCGAAAGCAUCCGUCUCGAUGGCCGUCAACUCGACCAAUUCAGAAAUCUAGACCUUCAAUUCGGCGACGACUAUGGCGUGGCCGAUGUCCGCUUGGGCAAGACGAGAGUCGUAGCAAGGAUAUCCGCAGAAGUCACCACACCCUUCCCCGAUCGCAAAUUCGACGGCGUCUUUUCCAUCUCGACCGAACUCUCACCCAUGGCCUCUCCCGCCUUCGAAGUCGGCCGCCCCAAUCAUGCAGAAACCGUCCUCUCACGUCUACUGGAAAAGUCUAUCCGUCGCUCUGGAGCCCUGGACACUGAGUCUCUGUGCAUCAUCGCCGGCGCAAAGUGCUUUGCCGUGCGUGCAGACAUACACGUUCUGGACCACGACGGCGGUUUGAUCGAUGCUUGCUGCAUUGCCUUGGUCGCCGCCCUCCAACACUUCCGCCGCCCAGAGGUCGAGGUGCAUGGAGAAGAUGUCACGGUGUUUGAUGCCCGUGAGCGCGAACCCGUGAAACUGGCCAUGCAACACCAUCCCUUCUGUGUGUCUUUCUCCUUCUACCACAACGGCGAGACUGUGCUGCUGGAUGCCAAUCUAGCUGAAGAAGCCGUUCGCGAUGGCGAGAUGAUUGUUAGCAUGAAUCGUCACGGAGAGGUGUGCCAGAUUGCAAAGUAUGGAGGUGUGCCUGUGGAUCCCUUGACUACGCUCAACUGCUCAAACGUUGCGCUGGAAAAGGUCAAGAUUCUGCAUCAGUUCGUGCAGAGCAAGUUGGAGCAGGAUGAGAAGAAGAGGGACAAGGGUGGUUUGAUGGCUGAGUUGAAUGCUGCAAAUUCAAGAGAGCUUGCCAACAUUCCUGGUUGA
This is a messenger RNA of Aureobasidium namibiae CBS 147.97, 900 nucleotides long. RefSeq lists its product as uncharacterized. The transcript is spliced from 2 exons. Gene Ontology annotation, cellular component: cytoplasmic exosome (RNase complex); nuclear exosome (RNase complex). Bases 1 to 900 code for a protein of 299 amino acids. Lineage: Eukaryota; Fungi; Ascomycota; Dothideomycetes; Dothideales; Saccotheciaceae. Gene Ontology annotation, biological process: nuclear polyadenylation-dependent rRNA catabolic process; nuclear mRNA surveillance; nuclear polyadenylation-dependent mRNA catabolic process. The record is from RefSeq and is a predicted model, not a curated record.